AUGUGCUUUAAUACCAAAAUCGACGAUCCAACCCAACAACCGAUCCGCAUAUCUCAGUCUGCUGAGGCGCGGAACAGCGAAGUCCUCUACGAUGUGACCAAGGAGCGAAAGUGGAGCAGAAAGAGCUCGCAACCCUAUAUUGAUGAUGGCAGCAAGGGAAAUGAUGCUGAGAAUGCCACCGAGCUAAGAAAGAAAUCUAGCACGGGAGCCGAGUCUGUUCCAUCGAAUUCAAAGCCGAAGUCCAAACGACGAGGUGACACACACCACAUGACGGGUUAUUCGAUGGAUUUCGGAGCUACAUUCUAA
Rhinocladiella mackenziei CBS 650.93 is the source of this 306-nucleotide messenger RNA. RefSeq lists its product as uncharacterized. The record is from RefSeq and is a predicted model, not a curated record. Lineage: Eukaryota; Fungi; Ascomycota; Eurotiomycetes; Chaetothyriales; Herpotrichiellaceae. The coding region runs from base 1 to 306 and encodes 101 amino acids. The transcript has a single exon.